AUGUGGAGGGCAUUGGGUGUCUUCCUUGGCUUCCAGCUGCUGGCCGGUCUUUGCAGUGGGGUGACGGUGACGCAGAAGGAGAAGUUUAUAGCCAUCCAGAAUGGCCGCGAGGCAAGAAUCCCAUGUGAACAUGAUGACAAAACUUACAUUACUGUCCUGUGGUAUCAGCAGAAGGGUGCAGAAAGGCAGCUGCAGUUAGUAGCCUUCUCCGUAGAUGGGAAUCCAGCAGUAAUAGAAGAUCAGUUCAAAACCAGAUUCAAUGUGACACGGCCAGCAACACUGAACACCUCCCUGACAAUCAACCCGGGGACGGUUGAAGACACUGCAGUGUAUUUCUGUGCAGCUACACUGGUUGAUUCGGAUGCUCAGGUGCUCAGAUCAACCAACCCCCGAGUCUGGUCCUGGAAAAGGGACACCGAGCCCAGCUCGUAUGUAACCAAACCUAUGGGCAUAACAACAUGUUCUGGAGGCGCAGAUGUCAGCUUCAAUCAGACACUGAGUCUGGUACUGGAGAGAGGAAAAACAGCGGAGCUACAAUGUGAACAAAAUAUUAAUUAUGAUUACAUGUACUGGUACCAGCAGCUUCAGGGCAAAGGAUUGCACCUGAUCUAUUACUCCUAUGAUACAGCUAAAACACUGAAUCCUUACUUAACAACCAGUAACAACCAGGCCUUGUCUAAACCUGGGGAAAAGAUGACCUUCCAGAACUCCUACAGUGCAUGA
Messenger RNA from Chrysemys picta bellii (western painted turtle), 723 nucleotides. Lineage: Eukaryota; Metazoa; Chordata; Testudines; Emydidae. The record is from RefSeq and is a predicted model, not a curated record.